Molecule: messenger RNA, 438 nt
Organism: Penicillium cataractarum
Lineage: Eukaryota; Fungi; Ascomycota; Eurotiomycetes; Eurotiales; Aspergillaceae
Exons: 1
Coding region: 1-438 (145 amino acids)
Source: RefSeq, a predicted model, not a curated record
AUGGACCACCUACGUGAUUAUCUGCUGAGCUCUGUGCCUAGAGACACACUAUCUACCGGAACAAUCGACCACGCUCGUAGAGAUCAGGAAGAUACACGCCAGUCUGUCGUUCGGGGCGAUUUCAAAGAGGUUCGAGACAUAGCAUUCAGUAACCGAACCUGGGUCGUCACCAGUCGAUACUGCGAUAUUGGAGACAGCGUCGACUCCCUUGAAGGCCACAUUCAUUCCCUGUGGUAUAUGUACUACGAGCUCGCACGAAACAUCUCCCCUGAAUCACAUGAAGAUGAGGGAAUAGUCCUCGAUAUCCUUCGCAUUCAAGGAAUGGGACCGCUGACUAGACUUGCACACGGAGUCAAUGGCAUUGACAUCGCAAGAACCGUCGACGGUACACUGUGGAACGAUCUCCCGUUCUUGGUUGGCGAUAUGACCAAUUUCUAG